Messenger RNA from Varanus komodoensis (Komodo dragon), 4986 nucleotides. RefSeq names its product taxilin gamma (gene TXLNG). Gene Ontology annotation, biological process: regulation of cell cycle. The record is from RefSeq and is a predicted model, not a curated record. Lineage: Eukaryota; Metazoa; Chordata; Lepidosauria; Squamata; Varanidae. The transcript is spliced from 10 exons. Gene Ontology annotation, molecular function: syntaxin binding. The coding region runs from base 175 to 1695 and encodes 506 amino acids.
GGGGACCUUCGCCGCGCGUGAGCAGGUGUAACCUCAGCAACAGCCGGGCAUUUGGGCAGGAGAGACCGGAAGCCCCUCCCCGCGCAGUUCUAGCACGCCCCGCUAAGCGGCUUCCGGCAUCCCAGAGUCUCGGUUGUUUGGCGGCGGCGGCGGCGGCGGUUGCCGGACCAGUGUAUGUUGCUUACUAUGGAAGAAUCACAGAUCUGUGGGUUUGGAGAUAGCAGCCGGGAACAGCUGAGGAACAGCAAGUGCAGUGCGCUGAAUACAGUGCUGCAACAUUCAGACACAAACUGUGAUGGUACAGAAAAUGCAGCUGCAUUGGAGGAGGUAGAAGAUUACAUCGCUAGAAACAGAAAGCUGUUGGGAAAUGUAUACUGUGCUCAAGAGCUUCGAGAGGAAACUCCUGGAAGAGAAGAAACCCGUACUGACCCACCUGAUGGCCAGCAAGACCCAGAAAUUGAGAAGAACAAAGAGAAAACUUUAGGAAAAGAAGUUUUAUUACUGAUGCAAGCUUUAAAUACUCUUGCUACUCCAGAAGAAAAGUUGGCAGCACUCUGCAAAAAAUAUGCUGAUCUGUUGGAGGAGAGUCGCAAUGUUCAAAGACAGAUGAAGAUGCUGCAGAAGAAGCAGGCUCAGGUAGUAAAAGAAAAGGUCCAUCUGCAGAGCGAGCAUAGCAAGGCCAUUCUGGCACGGAGCAAACUGGAAUCUCUCUGCCGAGAACUUCAACGCCAUAACAAGACUUUGAAGGUUAGUUUCAGAGAACUUCAACGCCAUAACAAGACUUUGAAGGAAGAGAACAUGCAACAAGCCCGUGAAGAGGAGGAAAGACGCAAAGAAGCAACUGCACACUUCCAGAUUACGCUAAAUGAAAUUGAGGCUCAACUGGAACAGCAUGGUAUACACAAUGCAAAGCUCCGACAAGAAAAUAUUGAACUGGGGGAGAAGCUAAAGAAAUUGAUAGAACAAUAUACACUGAGAGAAGAACAUAUGGACAAAGUCUUCAAGCAUAAAGAACUGCAGCAGCAGCUGGUGGAUGCUAAGCUUCAGCAAACAACACAACUAAUAAAAGAAGCUGAGGAAAAACAUCAAAGAGAGAGGGAGUUUCUGCUAAAAGAAGCUACUGAAUCCAGACACAAAUGUGAACAGAUGAAACAACAAGAAGCCCAAUUAAAACAGCAGCUAUCCCUUUACAUGGAUAAAUUUGAGGAAUUCCAGACAACAAUGGCGAAGAGUAAUGAACUUUUCACAACAUUCAGACAAGAGAUGGAAAAGAUGACCAAGAAGAUAAAAAAACUGGAAAAAGAAAUCAUAGUUUGGCGUACAAAAUGGGAAAACAACAACAAGGCUCUCUUGCAAAUGGCUGAAGAAAAAACUGUUAAGGACAAAGAAUACAAAGGCUACCAAAUAAAACUGGAGCGUUUGGAAAAGCUGUGCAGGGCUCUUCAAACAGAAAGAAAUGAGCUGAAUGAGAAGGUGGAAGUCCUUAAAGAACAGGUUUCUGUAAGGGAAGCAGAUGUCAGUCUAGCUGUACAUGUGUUGCAGUCGUGCACGCUCAACUCCCAUGAGGAGCUGGGGGUUUCAACGAAUGGAAUGCAAGAAGGAAUCCAACCAGAUGCUGAAUCAAAGGUGGCAAAUGAAGGCUCUGAAAAAACUGUCCACCUGGGUUCCAUUCCUGCCACAGAUUUUGUUGACUAAAGUGUAAACACUGUAUUGAGAGAUAUAUUUUGUGUAUAACUUUGACUGGUGGUGGUAACUAUUAGUUUUGUGGUGAAAAUUUUCUUACUUUUUCUACCAUAUCUGUAUUUUCUUAGAACAGAACUUGCCUGGUACAAGAAGCUGCACAGCAGCUAUUGAAUAGCUUAUCUAUAAAAUUUCCACAACUGUAUUGCACAUCUGCCUCGUUUUUUUAAAAUAUCAUAAAGGAUGCAUGCAGAUUCCUUCCUUCUGACCCAUAAGAAGCAUCACAAUGUCAUCUAAGACUCAUACAGAUUUGACAUGUCAGGGGAACAACUGUGACCAGAAUAAUGCAGCCCUGGUUUUGGGGAAAAAGUUUUCUUCUAUUAAGAGAAUGAAGGCCUAGUAUUGAAUUAUAAUUGCCACAAUAAACUAUAAUUGGGCAUGUGAUGACCAGAAGAAGCUCAUGACUGGCUCUUCGAUGCAUAUUUGCAUGAACAAAGCUGAAAAGUCUUACAGGGUUUAAUAUAGCUGCAAUCUUGCCUACAGCUUUGAAAUAUAUGUAAUUUUGCAACUGGAAAAACAGGGUAUACAGCUGAAAUUUCUCAGGAUUGUCCUGCACAGUUAGUUCAUAAAUGGAGUGACUCGUGCCCUACCUGUUAAAAUAGAAGGAGCAAAAAGUAGGCACUCAAACUUUAUCCAGACAACCAUCAACUAAAAUCCAAAUGCAUUUUGAGUUCAUGGCUGCCUUCUCAAGAGGAUAAAGCUUUUUUAAAGUGUAACAUGAACCUUAUUGUCUAGAAAUGCAUGUGUAUAGUUUGCAGCUUGCUUGUUAUUACAAAAUGCAGUGGGAUUUUGAUUAGUGGUUACUAGAAGAAAGAUCACCUUUGUUUUGUGCCAUUAUUUCUGCACUGGUUUUGGUGCCUACUUGUUAGUGUGAAAUAGUGAGCAUGUACAAAUACAUUCACUAAAACUGGGAGUAAUGGACAAUAUUAUGUCAUGCAUUGGUUCCUUUAGUACAUACUUCAAUAAGGAUGAAAUCCUAUGCAUGUUUAGACUGGAAGAGUCCUGUUAACACCUAGCAUUCCUGGGGUUUGCUGAAAGUUGUAGGACUUCCUUAAGCAUGUGUAGGAUUACACCCUAAAUCAAAUGCAUAUAUCUGCAGAAAACAUAAAACCUGAUCUAUCCAUGUUAAAUAUGGAAUAUCCAUAAAUUAGCUAAUCUAGACAUACAGAUCAAGGGUGAUAUUCCAGUCCUGUUUCUCAGCUACUGCUUUUUGUAAAGAAAAAUACAUAACAAAAGACACCUGUAACAAAAGUGCCUUCCAGUAUCUGUAGAUUACCUGCUGAAUUUGGCACUUCAAGUUUUAGUUUAAUGCACAGCGAGCAAGACUCAAUUUCAUUCCUGUUGCUUUGUGAGCAGAAUUGUUUCUCUUGCAAAAGUCCAGAUAUUGUCAUAAUGCAAAUUUGUGUUUUUAUUUAAAAGACAGGGACCAACAGUAUUUCAUUAAUGUAGGAAAAUACUACUAGAUCAGAUGCUGCUGCUAAGUAAACCUGCAGAUAAUAGCUUUCUAGUUGUUGCUGUAUUCAGAAAGUACAAAUACCCCAUUUAUAUUAUCCAGUUAGGCUGGCAAUUUUGAGGGACUCAAGCAUAUAACUGUUUAUAGGUUUGCCUACAUGAGCUCUUUGACAGUUUAGUUGCAAAUUACUUGAAUGUUCAAGCUAUACUAAGAUAUGCUACCCUUUAUUUAUACAGUGUACAGUGAAAUAUCUUAAAAAGAAAGGAUAGCAAAACCCUUUUGGAUAUUAGCUCAUACCACAGAGCAAAAACACAUUGAUAUGUUCAGGGACCUAAUUUGGGAACUGGCCAGUUAAUGUUCCUCAAAGUUGCAUUUUCAGUUUGUAUACAUUCCAACGACAGUUAAGUAAGCAGAGAUGACUAAAGGUGUGCAGUGAAGACAGGUAGAUUUGCCUUUGCAAGUCGUAAUAAUUAGUAAUAGAUACUAGAGAGAUUAUUUCUCUCAUCAAAGUUGAUCAAUAUUUAAAAGCAUAUUGGACAGAAGCAGAAACAUUCCCAAAAGUGUAAAAGGAGAAACCUCAAUAUUAUCUUAUUAGAAAAUGAGGAAUUUGAAAGAAUUCCAGAGACAGCAACAGUUCUGGAUUAUUAUCUUUUUAACCAUCUAUUUGAUUGCCUUUUUAACUAUAGCCAGAACAGGCAUAAUGGCAUAAUGCUUGCUCUGUAUCUGGCAAAAUGCUGGAUCUCAGUGCUUUUGAUAACAGUAGAUGAAAACACCAGUGAAAGUAUUGCUUACUGAUACUGGAAAAUAAAAAUUGGAAUCGUGGUAUCUUUUUCUUUUAAGGAAACAAAUGUGUUUGCACAUGCCAUGCUUUCUACUCUGUAUCUUUCCCAAGUUUAGAUGGGCUAAACUUCAUUUCUUGAAGCAUCAACGUAUGUCAUAUAUUUACCAGUGGGAGGGCUAGAAUAAGUUCAGCUUUUGUCUGAUCUGCCACACAUUGGGUAUUACACUGCCAUUUUCCAGCUGAUUUGUACAGUGUAUUUCACUCACGAUUCAUGCUUACUGCAAGCAGCUGUCUUACUGUGAGUAAACCAGUAAUCAUGUUCUGAAAAAUAUUGAAGCCGUUGCUUAUACUGUUCAUUUCUUUAUACUGUUGCACUUCGUUUGUAUCAGAUAUGUCAAGUAUAGGAGGAGUGUGCUGCGUAUUUUUUUUUAUUACAUUGCUGGGGCUUCAAAUGCUCCACUGAUGGCUGACUAAGCCCUAGAAUGUUAAGCUAAUCUCACACUGAACCCCCAAAAGCCCAAAACUCUGUCAUUUGUAACACUGAAUGGUGCAAUCCUGUGCAAGUUUAGACACCAAAAAGGUUGACAGCUCUUAGUCUGAGCUAGGGCAUGCUGGGAGUUGGAGGCUUUUGCUGUCUAAACCUGGAUAGAAUUGCAUUCUACAUGUAUUUACAUACACAUUUUACGGCUGUACCUUUCUAAUCCAUUGAUCCUCUUUAUCACUUCUAGUUAAGUUACAGUUCAAUUCUCAGGUGUUGCAGAAAAUCUACCUCUUCAGACUGUAGAUGGAAAUAACUGUGAAAUGUGAUGCAGAAAUCUAGUGUGUGCUGAACACUGCUUUAUUUUUACAACUCAUUCCUGCUUUCAUGGGACAGGGGCGUGGGGAGUUGCUGAAUAAAUAGGCAGUCUUGUUUUUGCUUUUCAGAACAUUUUGUAGAGAUUUUUCACUAAUGUGAAUCUGACAUUUUAUCUACUCAGUUCUGUAUAGAUUAAGUAAAUAUGUGUGCUUAAUA